Molecule: messenger RNA, 907 nt
Organism: Tripterygium wilfordii
Lineage: Eukaryota; Viridiplantae; Streptophyta; Magnoliopsida; Celastrales; Celastraceae
Exons: 3
Coding region: 98-751 (217 amino acids)
Source: RefSeq, a predicted model, not a curated record
UUGUCUGCUCAAUAAUCACCAGUUCACCACAAUCAACAGUUUUAUCAGUGGUCGUUUAACUCUCUAUCUCCUUUCUCGCUUAAUACUCCGAUCCUAUAUGGCAACUACAUCGUCACCAUCACCAUCGCCAUCAACGAAGUCGAAGGGAUGGAUAAGCAAGCUCUCAUCAAUAGCAUCUCGCGUAUAUUUUAUACUCAUCGUUCUUCAAAUCCCUCUUUUCAGGAUUCCAUGUAGAGCUGGUAUGUGUUCAACUCCAAUCCAUGUUACAUCUUCGCAAUUGAUUGCAAGUGAGAUCUUCCCUGUUCCAGUAGUGAAGGCACUCCUCUACCCAGGAGCCAUUGCAAAUGGCAUUGUCACAAACAUUACUAUUCCAAGAUGGGAAGAUUUGUUAAACAUCUAUAACUUGACUACUAUAAAGGAAGCCCCUGUUGUAACUGAUCUCCAACGCUUGGAGGUUCUUACAGGAAGCUACUUCUCUGUGGCAGGAGGCCUCCUCGGAGUCCUAAAACCUGGUAGAAUGAGCAUGUUUGGGACACUACUAAUAGUUUGGGGUCUUGUCAAGGAAGGAAUCCUGGGAAAGCCAGUGAAUACAGAUCCUGCAAGAGCUGUGUACGUCUACCCAACAAUGUUGAUUGCCUUGAUCUGUGCCUUGUCAUCUGUCAAGUAUGAUUUGAAGAAGGUUACGAAAAAGCCCACUCCUCAACCCGCUGCAAAGCCUCUGCAGAGAUCAUCAAAAUCUAAGUUGAGAUGAGUUAGAAUCACUUGAAAACCAAACCUAGAUUUGGUUCUUUUUUUGUGUGCUUUGAGUUGUAAUGUAAUGGCUGUCAAUGGGAAAAAUAGAUGAUUUGGUUUUAUUUUUAAGUGUGUUUUUUAAAAAUUUUCUGUGAUGAAUCAAUGUUAUUUGAAA